Molecule: messenger RNA, 2580 nt
Organism: Cutaneotrichosporon oleaginosum
Lineage: Eukaryota; Fungi; Basidiomycota; Tremellomycetes; Trichosporonales; Trichosporonaceae
Biological process (GO): protein histidyl modification to diphthamide
Molecular function (GO): diphthine-ammonia ligase activity
Source: RefSeq, a predicted model, not a curated record
AAUCAACAACAUCCAUCAAGCUAUUCCACUCCCCCAACUCCCUCUCGCCAUGGUAAGCCCAGGCAAUCAGACGCUUCCAGGCGUCAAGCACAAGGUUAUUGGCCUCGUUUCUGGCGGCAAGGACUCGUGCUUCAACCUCAUGCACGCCGUCGCCAACGGUCAUGAGAUCGUCGCCCUCGCUACCCUCACGCCGGAGGAAGGCGUCGACGAGCUCGACUCGCACAUGUAUCAGUCCGUCGGUACAGCCUUGCCGCCCCUCAUCGCACAGGCGAUGGGGCUACCUCAUUACUCAGGCAUCAUUCGCGGUAAGCCCGUCGAGCAAAGGAUGGAAUACGGCUCGCGCGAACACGGUGGCGAGGGAUCAGGCAGGGAAGGCGAUGAGACUGAGGAUCUCACCGUGCUGCUUCGUACUGUUCUCGCCGCGCAUCCGGAGGCGACAGCCGUGUCGUCUGGCGCCAUUCUGUCCAACUACCAGCGCCUGCGCAUUGAGCACGUCUGCCAGCGCCUUGGAUUGACCUCACUGUCCUAUUUGUGGCAGAGCUCGCAGCUGUCGCUUGUUUCGGGCAUGAUCUCAUCAGGUCUUGAUGCUGUCCUGAUCAAGGUAGCUGGCAUCGGGCUCAAGGAGCAACAUGUCGGCAAGUCGCUCUCCGAGCUUUACCCCCUUCUCAUGCUGCUGCAAUCGAAGUACGGCUUGCACCCUGCCGGCGAAGGUGGCGAGUAUGAAACCCUCACGCUCGAUACACCUCUCUUCUCUCACCGUAUCCGUAUCAUCGAGUCCGAGGUCGUCGUCACUGAUCCCGAGCCCAAUCUGGUCGCAUACAUGCGGGUCAAGAAGGCCGAGCUUGAGCCAAAGGCUGGGUGGGUACGGCCCUCUGUGUCCCAACUGCGAAAGUCGCUUCGUAUCGGUCAGUACCAACAGCCAGGAGCGGAGGGCCUCGACGGAGACGGACUUGGCGUCUUCAAGCUUGUACACAAAGCAGAAGUUGAAGACCGAAGUGAUCUCAACCCAGCGGAGUGCGACUCGCACGAGAAUAGCAUGGAGAUCCCCUUCAUGGAGGAGUUCGAGGAUGGUGACACGGGAAGCUCGAAUGGUGAUGGCCCCAAGCCCGACGGGGGCAACGAUUCGGAUGGGGCAAGAAAGACAACUAGAGGCCUUCGACCCGUGACAACGAGUAUUCGGCGGAUGCAAGGUGCCAAGGGGCCGUAUAGGGGGCCGAAACUGCCGCCGACCGCCUCAAGUCCUCAGCAUGAGCCACAGUCUGAUGACGAACCGGCAGAGUUCUCUCUCGUCCCCCCGGCCUCUUCACUGGUCACUGAAGACCCCAAUGCGCUUCGCUUCGUUAAUCGAGGGCGAUGGUUUGCUGCCUCUGCCACUGGGCAGGGAGAAGGCGACGUUGCCGACGAGCUUCGCGCUGCCCUGGACUCCGUAAAGGCACAUCUCACAUCCAAAGGCCUCUCGCUUCCUGUCGACGCAGUUCAUGUCACUCUCCUUCUCGCGUCCAUGUCCGAUUUUGCUGCGGUAAAUGCGGCUUAUAUCAAAUACUUUGGCACGUCACCACCUUCCCGUGCUUGUGUCGGCUGCCCUCUACCUGGGCAGCAACGCAUUCGCAUUGAGAUUAUCGGUUUUGAUGGUCGGCCGCGGAACAGGCCAGUCGGCGACCGCACGGCUUUGCACGUUCAAGGCUUAAGCUACUGGGCUCCAGCGAACAUUGGGCCGUACUCGCAGGCCGUGAUCGUGGAUUCGCGCGUGCACAUUGCCGGUCAGAUCCCGCUUCAGCCGGCCUCUCUCACCAUUGCGCCGUACCCGGCCGCAUGCAGUCCCUACGGACACCAGGCCGCGCUGGCGCUGCAACACGUAUCCCGCAUUAUAAGCGUACUGCGUUGCCGCACCUCAGCCGGUGGGGGUUGGGAGGGCUCCCUCGAGGGCUGCGUAGCGUGGUGGGCGCGACCCCAGGGGUGUGGAGCGGAAGGCUCUAAGAUCUCGCGCAUCGCUUGGAAGGAAUGGGCGGAGACAAUGCGAUGUCUCGACGCCCCCGUAUUGUUUGUUCGCGCCGCGGAACUUCCCCGGGGCGCUCUUGUCGAGUACCAGGUCAACUUGCACACAGGCCGGCCAGGCUACAACCACAUAGUCGCCGCCGACGACGACGACGACGACGAUGACGAGGAGAAGGAAUUCGACGUGUUCUACAGCGCUAACGAGAUGUUCCCCGGGUCAUACCGCGAGAUGGCCGAGGCUAAAAGUCCGGCCCGAGGCACUCGUUCGAUUGUGUUCUUUCAGAGCGCAUUGGUCCUCCGUAUGCCAUACCUCAUCAAGUCCUUCCUGAACCAAGGAAGCGAGUGUGAUAUCCUCGCGCUGCGCGUAUAUCACCGCGGCGAGCUGCCAGAUGAUGUCCCUAUGCUUGGAAGAGUUAUGGGCGCGGCAUGGACUGCGGUACCUGUGCUGGACGUGCAGGACCGCAAUGGUGUGUCGUAUCCGCUUGCGCUAGACGUUUUGGCCGUGUAGACGUGUAGACGGCAGAGUCGUUUGUACUGUGCGUGUACUUAUGAGAUUCAUUGUCAUGUAUGGUUCAUGUAUGGUCC